Messenger RNA from Rattus norvegicus (Norway rat), 3532 nucleotides. Lineage: Eukaryota; Metazoa; Chordata; Mammalia; Rodentia; Muridae. The record is from RefSeq and is a predicted model, not a curated record.
AAAAAACCUGCGAAGACGGGGCACCCUAAAUGUGUGGGUCCUUGCAUGGGUAUAAGAGGAGAGAAGGUGGGAGAACAAUGUGCUUCCCUGAAGCUAUUGCCACCAGCCUUGGAAAGUGUUCCAAAGAAACAAGUGACAGUGAGGGCAAGAGACCAGAACUGACUUUCAUCAGUAAAGGGACCCUGAUAUAACUGUCAGAAAGGUGAGUAGCACGGCUUCCCUUUCAGCCGCAGUCUUUCAGCUCUAGUUCCCACAGCCUUCAACUCCUCACCCUGCCUUCUCAGACUCCAGAUUGAGAGAAAGCCACUGGAAGACUCCCAAACACCAACACCUCUUUGGAAAAAAAAAUCCAAGUUGAUCUUGCUCAGGACCAUCAUGGACCAAGAUGCCCCGGCUAAGCCCAGAGAACAAAAGGUCACUAGCCUGAGAACAAAGUGGAAAAUACUUCUUCUCAUACUCUGCCUGCUCCAUGGUUCAUCCAUGACCCCUCCACACAGGAGGCCCCAUUCCAGAUGGCUGCAGUCUGGCUCUCAACAGUUCAGGGCCCAUCUCUACUCCGUGGAAGCACACACAGUUGCCACGACCCUUUGCUGCUGGAAAAACUCCCUUUCAGGUGCAAACGCAUUGAGAGGCCCCAAGCUGGUGUCUGGGGAGACUGGGGGAACUGUCACCAUCCGUUGCCAUUAUGCCCCCACCUCAGUCAACAGGCAUCAAAGAAAAUACUGGUGCCGCCUGGGGCCUCCAUUGUGGAUCUGCUACACCGUCGUGUCCACCAACCAAUACACUCACCACGACUACCGUGGGCGUGUGGCUCUCACCGACGUUCCACAGAGUGGUUUGUUCAUGGUGAGGCUGCUCCAGCUGUCCCUGGGUGACACGGGACUUUACCGCUGUGGCAUUGGAGACCGAAACGACAUGCUGUUCUUCAGCGUGAAUCUGACUGUGUCUGCAGGCCCUUCCAACACAACCUAUGCAGCAGCUCCAGCUUCUAGUGAGCCCAUCACAGCAUCUCCUGGGACAGCAUCCUCAGCAGCUAACAGAUGGACCUCAGGAGUCACCCAGGUCCUAGAAGGCCGAGGUUCAGAAUGGGACAGAUCAGCUCCAACCCCAGAUACAAGCAAAACUACAUCUUCCGCCAACGGAAGACAAACCUUAACAACAGCCAGAACAAUGGUUCCAAGGACAAGCAGCAGAGAGGAGGGUUCUGUCAAGGUGGCGGUCUCCACACCAGAGGGUCCAGCUCCAAAAUCAGGGAGCCUGUUCAGUACAACACAGGGUGUUUGGGUGUGGAGCACCAGGAACUCAGUAACAACCGGUGCUACCACGAGUGAGGGUAGGAAGCAAGGCACAACCCCAGAGACUGAUGGGCCUCGAGAGGAAACAAAUGUCAGCACGUCUCCAAAUGCACCCAGGAAGACCACAGGAACCACGAGGCCGUCGGUCCUGAUCUCAGAGCAUGGGACCUGGGAAACUCUCCAAGAUGAAACGAAGGUUUCUAAGCAACAAAUGCUGUACUCCCCGGAGGGGUCAUCGCCAGCUCCAAGUGCACAGACCUUGAAUGCUACAUGUAUGGAAGCGGCGCCUGGGGAAGGAAGAACUGAUGGGAGCCUAGGAAACACUACUGAAGAAAGCAGCCCCUUGACACCAAGCCAGCUCUCAGCAGCAGGCCCUAUGUGGGUUUCAGGCAAAGGGUCAUCCAUGAAGAGUACUUUUACAGAAAGAGAAAGCGACUCUCGGAUCCUGACUCCAGUCUCCAUUGUGCUGGCCCUGCUUCUAAUUGCUGCUCUGGUCCUACUGAAAAGGAGACUCGGGGGAGAGAGGACCUCUCAGAAGACAGAAAGGGUGCCAAGGAUCACGCUAAUUCAGAUGACACAUUUCCUACCGGAUAAGCUCCCUGGUGAGGGUAAGAACUUGCAGCAGAGUGACCUUCCUACCCAAGCCAGCCUGACCGUCCUGGAGAAGGACCCAGGACUCUGAGGAUGGGAAGGUAAAGAGCUCGGUCACCAUGGAGGGAGGACCAAGCCCGGAUAGCUCCAUGGCUUCUUCAUCCCCUUCUUGUUUUCCUCCACCUACAUGAAGCUAACUGAGUUCAAUCUCCACCUGGAGACAUGGGAGGCUACCAGCGUGGGUCUCAGACAACCAGGCAUUCUCCAAAGUGGCGCUGUCACUGCUGCCUCCGGGCACCCUUCCUUCUCUCUACCCGUUAAUACUAAGCCUGCUGCUCACGUUAACAGCAUUCUCCUAUACCAGGCUCGCCCAAGCAAGCACAGCCAUAGCUCCUUAAGGACUGUAAUUAUACUUCAUCUAUUUCACUACAUCUCUAGUGGGACUUCAGCAAAUUAAACUCCAUAGCUGUUUGGCUAGGGAUGGCAUGGAUUUGGUGGACACUGAAGAUCCUCCUGGCAGGAGGUCUAAACACCCAAGGGCCUUCAUUCGUUUUUUGGGGGGAUUCACUAGACGAUUGUGUCGGAGGGUGGUUUCCGCGGGAGACGGGAGGAACAAGCAUCCACUCUUUGUAUCAUAUCUCUGUAUUUGACUGUGCCCUCAUUAUGCUGUGGGUCUUCUGCCCAUGUCGAGAUUUUCUGGGAUUUCCCUAAAUAAUGGAAGAAGGGGGUACUUUUCAUUAUCAAUCUCCUCUUGUUCCACUGUUUAUGAAUGGUUGGUAUCAAAGGUUGUGGACAGGCUGGGGACAGUUUGGGAAAGACAGAAGGACAAACGAGAGGAAUUUUAUGUGGAUUCUGUCUUACAACCACAUCUGUUAUUGGGGAACCUUUACCCACUGUUAACCCCACCAUCUUUUCAGCAAUCACAUUUGGGAUUUUCUUUGCCAGACAUGCCAGCACGUGCUCUGUAUUGGGCAGUAUGAUCAUUGAGCAAUAGAAGCUAUGGGGGAAGAAAGGUCCCAACACCAAUUUAAGAACUGUCACAUGGACAGGCUCUUGUCUUGUCUCAAACUGUCAGUGGCAUCCGAGUCCUUCAGAAACACCUAUUCACACCUCAUCAUGACCCCAGAUACUAUACCAAGAAAGUCAAGUGAGGCAUCCUCGGGGCUGAUAGGAAACCUGUCAUAGAUAGAUAGAUAGAUAGAUAGAUAGAUAGAUAGAUAGAUAGAUAGAUAGAUAGAUAGAUAAUGCAUAAAUGCAGAUUGGAUGCAUCUAGCCAGGUGGAAACACAGACCUUUAUAUGCUUAAUCUAGAACAGUGGUUCUCAACCCGUGGGUCAUGACCCCUUUGGGGGAGGGGACGGGUCAAAGGACCCUUUCCCAAGGGUCACAUAUCAAACAUCCUGCAUAUCAUAUAUUUACAUUAUGAUUUUUAACCAUAGCAAAAUUAGAGCUAUGAAGUGGCAACAAAAAUAAUUUUAUGGUUGGGGGUUGCCCCAACAUGAGGAACUGUGUUAAAGGGUCAUAACAUUAGGGUGGUUGAGAGCUACUGUGCGACAGGGAACCUGAGGCCCAGUAGAAGCAGCCACUUGCUGGAAGUCACUCGGGCAAUAAAACUAGUGAAAUGAGAGAGAGACAGAGAGGGACAGA